Adineta ricciae is the source of this 240-nucleotide messenger RNA. Lineage: Eukaryota; Metazoa; Rotifera; Eurotatoria; Adinetida; Adinetidae. The record is from the annotation of a GenBank genome assembly.
AUGGAUCAAGAAAGUGCAAUGAUGAUCUUCUUAUCUUAUCAAAAAUUACGAAUGCCUACAUUCAGUGUUCGACAACGACGAACAGAAAACCCACUACGUGAACGUUUACUCGUCAGAAAAUUUAUCGUUCAACUGGAAACAUACUAUUUUCAACAGCAACAGCAACUAUCAAUGACAAACUCUGACAGUGAACACAUGGAAGUCGAUCAGGAAAUCGAUAAUGACGAAGAAGACGAUUAA